AUGGCAACGCUCGGAGAUAUAGCAGUUUCGGCAGCUAUAAAUCUGCUGAGUGCAUUCCUUUUCCUAUUGGCAUUUGCAAUUUUGAGGCUACAACCUUUCAAUGAUAGGGUUUACUUUCCAAAAUGGUAUCUUAAGGGCUUAAGAAGCAGUCCCUCGCGCUCAGGGGCGUUUGUUCGGAGGAUUGUGAAUUUAGACUUUAGAUCAUAUAUCCGGUUUUUGAAUUGGAUGCCGGAAGCACUUAAAAUGCCAGAGCGUGAGCUUGUUGAUCAUGCAGGAUUGGAUUCUGCGGUUUACUUGCGCAUUUACUUGAUGGGGGUAUGUUUGUACCGUGUCAUACCUCUAUUGCUAGAUGGAUAUAUGCAUAUUUGCUUUAAUGUGUCUAGUCAAGCUUCUGUUUCAGAAUGGUGGCUUAAAAUUUUUGUGCCUAUAGCAUUCCUUGCGUGGGCUAUCCUGGUACCAGUCAAUUACACCAAUGAUACUCUAAAGGUAGCCCAGCUGGUGUCUAAUGUGACUGCUAGUGACAUCGACAAGCUUUCAAUUUCCAAUAUACCACUUAAAUCACAAAGAUUUUGGACGCAUUUAGUGAUGGCUUAUGCCUUCACUUUCUGGACAUGCUACGUGUUACUAAGGGAGUAUGAGAAAGUUGCUUCAAUGAGGUUGCAAUUUCUUUCCUCAGAAAGUCGUCGUCCAGAUCAAUUCACAGUGCUUGUUAGGAACGUACCUCCAGAUCCAGAUGAAACUGUCAGUGAGCUUGUGGAGCACUUUUUUCUAGUGAAUCAUCCAGAUCAUUAUCUCACUCAUCAGGUGGUGCGCAAUGCAAACAAACUAGCCAGCUUGGUCAAGAAGAAGAAAACAAAGCAGAACUGGCUUGACUACUACCAACUCAAGUACUCCAGGAAUCAAUUGCAGAGGCCUCAGAAGAAGACUGGUUUCCUUGGGCUUUGUGGGGAAAAAGUGGAUGCAAUUGAUCAUCAAACAUCAGAGAUUUGGAAACUGACAAAAGAAAUAGAAGAAGAGAGGGAAAAGGUUUUAAAUGAUCCAAAGUCUAUCAUGCCAGCAGCAUUUGUUUCAUUCAAGACUCGAUGGGGUGCAGCUGUUUGUGCACAAACUCAACAAUCAAGAAAUCCGACUUUGUGGUUAACAGAGUGGGCUCCGGAGCCACGGGAUGUAUAUUGGCAAAACUUAUCCAUUCCAUACGUGUCACUCUCAGUUAGGAGGCUAAUAAUUGCAGUUGCAUUCUUUUUCCUUACGUUCUUUUUCAUGAUACCCAUUGCAUCUGUACAAGCUCUAGCAAGUAUUGAGGGAAUUGAGAAAAGAGCCCCUUUUCUGAAGCCUGUUAUUGAAAUAAAAUUUAUCAAAUCUGUUAUCCAAGGUUUUCUUCCUGGAAUUGCGUUGAAGCUCUUCCUUAUGUUCCUGCCAACAAUAUUGAUGUUCAUGUCUAAAUUUGAAGGCUUCGUGUCUCUAUCAUCUUUGGAAAGGAGAUCAGCAACGAGAUACUAUAUUUUCCUCAUUAUCAAUGUAUUCCUUGGGAGCAUACUCACUGGGGCUGCAUUUGAACAGCUAAAUUCUUUUAUUAAGCAGUCUGCUAACGAAAUUCCUAAAACAAUUGGUGUAGCUGUUCCAAUGAAAGCAACUUUCUUCAUAACCUAUAUAAUGGUUGACGGAUGGGCUGGUAUAGCUGGGGAAGUUUUAAUGUUGAAACCACUUAUAAUCUACCACUUGAAGAAUUUCUUUUUGGUGAAGACCGAAAAAGACAGGGAAGAGGCGAUGGAUCCUGGCAGUCUUGGCUUUGACACUGGCGAACCCCGUAUACAGUUAUAUUUUCUGCUAGGUCUUGUGUAUGCAACCGUGACACCUGCUCUCCUUCCAUUCAUAAUUAUUUUCUUCGCCUUUGCCUUUGUGGUGUUCCGUCAUCAGAUCAUAAAUGUUUACAACCAAGAGUAUGAAAGUGGUGCAGCAUUCUGGCCUGAUGUCCAUGGGCGUGUUAUUGCUGCAUUAGUAAUUUCACAGCUGGCUCUGAUGGGACUGAUGAGUACAAAACGAGCUUCGCAGUCAACUCCAUUUCUCAUUGCUCUUCCUGUACUCACUAUAUGGUUCCAUAUGUUCUGCGAAGGACGCUACAAAUCAGCAUUUGUCAAAUAUCCAUUAGAGGAAGCAAUGAUGAAAGAUACCCUGGAACGAUCAAGGGAACCAAACUUCAAUGUGAAAGCCUACCUUCAGAGUGCAUAUAUUCAUCCAGUUUUCAAAGGUGACGAUGACGAUGAAGACGACUAUAUGAGAGGAAAAGAGGAAACUGAGAGUGUCUUAGUGCCUACAAAACGCCUAUCGCGAAAAAAUACACCAGUACCAAGCAAAAUUAGCGGGGGAUCCUCACCAGAGGCAGUUAAAAAAGGAGAGCCAUGA
Molecule: messenger RNA, 2403 nt
Organism: Dovyalis caffra
Lineage: Eukaryota; Viridiplantae; Streptophyta; Magnoliopsida; Malpighiales; Salicaceae
Source: the annotation of a GenBank genome assembly